UCUUGUUUUCAUCGUGGAAGCGGGAGACAACAACAUAGCUAGCCAGAAAUUCUGAGUUAUUCAUUAUUUCGUUAAUUUUUAUUUGUAAACCAUUUCAAAUGGAUAUAGAGGGUGGUACAUAUGAACCAGGAUUCGUUGGGAUUCGAUUUUGUCAAGAAUGCAACAACAUGUUGUAUCCCAAAGAAGACAAGGAGAAUCGAAUCCUGCUCUAUGCAUGCAGGAACUGUGACUAUCAACAAGAAGCAGACAACAGCUGCAUCUAUGUCAACAAGAUCACCCACGAAGUUGAUGAGCUGACGCAGAUAAUUGCAGAUGUGUCCCAGGAUCCAACGCUUCCCCGGACAGAGGAUCACCCCUGCCCAAAGUGCGGUCACAAGGAGGCAGUGUUUUUCCAGUCCCACAGUAUGAAGGCUGAGGAUGCCAUGAGGCUGUACUAUGUCUGCACGGCCCCUCACUGUGGACACCGCUGGACGGAGUGAAGAAGAGGUCAGAUGUAUGCAUCCACAGCAUCUGCUGUCACCCAACAGGCUACUGUGUCUCACUGGUUCACUGUGGCUUAAAUCAGAAUGACUGAUCGUUAUGUGGGUCUAAAAUACUCUGCCAAAUCAGAAACUUUAUUAACAGGAAUACUAACUUUUUGUGUUAGUUCUUCAUCACCUUGUUGGCCUGUACGUCGUGGAACUGCUAAGAUUUGUAUGGACCACUCAAAUCCCAUGUAUUACCUUGUUGUGGAGGAACACCUAACUGUUGGGACAUAGUGUUAAUAAUGUAUUAGCUCUAGUACUUUUUUCAGGUAUUUGUCUAAUUAUUCUUUUUUUGAACAGGGAAAAAUAAAAAAAAUACAACUUUUGUUAAA
Messenger RNA from Salvelinus namaycush (lake trout), 856 nucleotides. RefSeq names its product DNA-directed RNA polymerase II subunit RPB9. Gene Ontology annotation, molecular function: DNA-directed RNA polymerase activity; zinc ion binding; nucleic acid binding. Bases 99 to 479 code for a protein of 126 amino acids. NCBI's taxonomy places the organism in Eukaryota, Metazoa, Chordata, Actinopteri, Salmoniformes, Salmonidae. Gene Ontology annotation, cellular component: RNA polymerase II, core complex. The record is from RefSeq and is a predicted model, not a curated record. The transcript has 6 exons. Gene Ontology annotation, biological process: transcription-coupled nucleotide-excision repair; maintenance of transcriptional fidelity during transcription elongation by RNA polymerase II; DNA-templated transcription.